CCUUCCCUCUGUCCCUGUAGAAGGGCUGAACGAGAGCCAGGAAAAGGGGGAGGGCCUCCCUCUCCUCCUCUCCAGCUGACAAAAACAGCUGCCCAGGAGCUUGGGCUGGAGCCUGUUUAGAGGACAAGGGGAAGAGGACAGAGAGGGAGAGAGGAGGAGGGAGGACAGAAGGAGAGAAGAGAGUGAGGAGGAGGAAAAAGUCCCCAAGUCCAAGACCCUGUCCACCUAUAUGGGUUGCGUCCUGAGUUCGGACUGGUGUGGGGAGGAAGAGGUGCAAUCGGUGCCGGUGGUCAGAAACUCGUCUCUGAAGAGAAGGAGCCUGGAGAGGAGUGAGAGUGGCAGGAUGAGGCUGACAAAGGCGGGGAAGGGAGAGCCCCACAUCUUCAAGGAAAAGACCUUCAAGAAGAAGCGGCAGUGCAGCGUGUGUCGUCAGAGCGUGGACCACGUGGGCUCCUUCUGCAGAGUAUGCAAGACAGCCACCCACAGGAAGUGUGAGGCCAAGGUGACCUCUGCAUGCAUCCCAGUGCCCUCCAAUGAUCUGCAGCGUAGAGGGACCGGUCCGUCUCGACACACCCAACACCUGGGUUCCACGAAGUCUCUGACCUAUACCAAACAGAGAAACACCCUGCCAAGGAGCUUCAGUGUGGACCGUGUGAUGGAGAGAGUGAUGGAGCGCCACUACGACUUCGACCUGACCUACAUCACCGAGAGGAUCAUCUCCGUCUUCUUCCCCCCAAAGCUGGAGGAACAGAGAUACCGGCUUAACCUGAAGGAGGUGGCUGCCAUGCUCAAGUCCAAACAUCAAGACAAAUUUCUGCUCCUGAAUCUCUCCGAGAGGCGCCACGAUAUCACCCGAUUAAAUCCCAAGGUUCAUGACUUUGGCUGGCCUGACCUCCACGCCCCACCGCUGGAUAAGAUCUGUGCCAUAUGUAAGGCCAUGGAGACGUGGCUGACCUCUGACCCCCAGCACGUGGUGGUCCUGCACUGCAAGGGCAACAAAGGGAAAACAGGCGUGAUCAUUGCGGCCUACAUGCACUACAGCAAGAUCUCCGCAGGGGCGGACCAGGCUCUCAGUACUCUGGCCAUGAGGAAGUUCUGUGAAGAUAAGGUGUCCUCUUCCCUCCAGCCGUCCCAAAACAGGUAUAUCUAUUACUUCGGGGGCCUCCUGUCUGGGGCGAUCAAGAUGAACAGCAGCCCUCUCUUCCUCCACCAAGUUCUCAUCCCAUCGCUCCCCAACUUCCAGGGUGAAGGAGGUUACUACCCCUUCCUGAAGAUCUACCAGGCCAUGCAGUUGGUCUACACUUCGGGCAUAUAUGACCUUCAAGGCACUGGAGGUAGGCGUCUGUGUGUGACCAUUGAACCAGCACUGCUGCUGAAGGGUGACAUCAUGGUGAAAUGCUACCACAGGCGAGCACAGAGUGCUGACAGAGACACUGUGUUCAGGCUGCAGUUCCACACUUGCACCAUCCACGGAUCCCAGCUCUGGUUUGGCAAAGGAGAGCUGGAUGAAGCUUGUACUGAUGAGCGUUUUCCAUCUGAUGCCACAGUAGAAUUUGUCUUCUCCUCUGGACCUGAGAAGAUCAAAGGUCGUGAGUACCAGAAGAACGACCCAGCUGUCACAGUCGACUACAACACUGCUGACCCAGUGGUUCGCUGGGAUUCCUAUGAGAACUUCAACCAGCGAUACCAGGACAGCCUGGAGGAUAUUGCCCACACCAGAGGUCCUCUAGAUGGCAGUCUCUACGCUCAGAUAAAGAAGCGGCGAGGGCCAGGCUCUGGUUCUCUCACCUCGACUAAUGGCAGCAGCCCGGGGGCAGGCCUACCUGAAGAUAGGCCCGAUCAUCUCAUCGCUCAAGGUUCUGACUCCGCCCUCUCAGGCCAUUCCAUCCAUUUGAACCAAUCAUCUGUCCAUUCGGAACGUCAGGAGGAGCCCAUUCGUCCGCCGCCUCCAACCAGACAGGAACGAGAGGAGCUUGAACGUCUUCUCGGAGGCAUAGAGGGAAACCGAGAUGGAGAGCGAGAGACCGCCAUCUUGGAUGAUGGAGAUUCCUUGCCCUCAGAGCGAACCGGGACGUUGAGGCUCAGUCGGUCAUGUUCCUGCCGCGACGGUUACCGGUCUCAGCGCUGUGCUGAGCCUGGUUGUGACCGCACCCUCCUCAUGCCUAAUGGUUACUGCCUGGAUCGGGCUCCCGGCACCAACGGGCACCACGGGGCGACACCUUCUGCCAGCCCCAACCCAGCUGCUCCUCCGUCACACAUGGAUCUGUGCCAGCACUACAGUCCCCACUCCCACCAGUCCCUGCCCCCUCCAGAUUUGGUGUGGGACCGCCAAGGGGGCCCGCCCCACUACCUACACCGCUCCUGCUCAGAGGCUCCCUCAUCUCGACAUAUCUGCCCAUACUCAUCACCAGACCUCACCCCUCACUCUCACACCCCUCCACAUCACCACCCUCUGUCUGCCACGGGUCGCCUCUGCUGUCGAGAAGAUGAAUACGGUCCCUACCACCACCCUCCCCCACCUCACAGCCACCACCAUGCUCAUGCACACCACCCCAAACCCUCCACCAGCCCUACCUACCAUGAUAUAAUGCUAAUGGAUGGUCUUCCGCCCCCCGGCUGCCCUUGCAGAGACUGCACUAUCAGGAGAGAAGACUCAGCGGCCUAUCACGGCCUGAGGCUGGACCGAGGUGACAGCUUUCAAUGGGACAGAGAGGCGGAGCUUCAGCAGAGGGAGGUGGGGCUUAGGAGAGCCAGGGAGGCAGAGUUACCCAGAGGGUCAGAGCUCCACUGGGAGAGGGAUCCCGGGCUGAGGCGAGGCAGAGAGCUGUCCCUUCACUGGGAGCGAGACAGGGAGGCUGAGCUGCAGUGGGAGAGGGAAAGAGAGGCUGAAUAUUGGCACAGGAGAGCCACCAUAGCCUCCUAUGGCCAACAGGGUCACGAUCUUCCUGCCUUCCAAUUUGACCCCUUGCCAUCGGGUCACCCAGCUUAUCCAGAGGCGUCGAGGUCUCAUGCUCAUUCUCACCUGGAUCUGAAGUACAGCAGCAGCAGCAGUGGUUACCAAACACCCCGCCAAGUGUGCCCCUGCUCACCCUACCAGCCCUCGCCAUCUGAAAGCAGGGGCUACGCCUCGGGCUACCAGUCUGAGUCCACGUCUCCGCUGCCCCCUGCCUCCACCAUGACGGGGCCCUGUGGCCACAGCAAUGGGCCAGCAGAGCAUAACCAUAGCCGCCACCCUCACCAUCCAGACUCCCAGCAGUCAUACGGCUCAGACUCACACACUGAUGGCCUUCGUAGCUCUGGUGAAAGUGUGGGCUGGAGGGAUCACAUUACCCACGGGUCCUUUAAGAGGGUCCACAGAGAUGGCCAAGCUGCAUCCUCCACACCGUCUGACAUGUCUGGACCGCCCACUCCUGUCCACACCAGCAGCCCUCUACGCACACAGGAAAGCCCCAGUCCAGGAGGGAGGGAGUAUGAGAUCCGGACCACAGACAUCAUCAGCAGUGACUACGACGCUUCCCAGGCCCAGGACAGACACUAUCGAGCUGACGACAUCCUCCCGGAAUCCCCGGAAAGCCAAAAAAGCAGCACAGAGCCGUCAUCUAUGUCAUCCACCAAAGACACGCAGUCGCACACAACCACACCUAUUCAAACAGAGCCCCACAACCACUGCACUGCACAAACAGAGCCAGCCCCUGCAGCUCCCUAUCAGCAGCACUGUAGUCCAGAUAUGCGCUCAGCUUCUUCGUUUGACUCCGUGACAUCAACCACAUCAAACCAGGGACACUUCCAGGCUCCGUCAUCCCCUCUCCGUGCUUCACCUGCGCCAGAUACACACCCCCAGCCUGGCCCUCUCACUCUCCAGACGCCCCGUCUUUCAGAGGCUGCUGCUUUGCCUUCCGCCGUGGCACAGGCGGUGUCCCAGCCUCAGAGCCAGACCCACACCCAAACCACUGGCUGUGCAGGACCCAUCCCAGCAGAGGUCAACGGAUCUUCUCCAGCCGGGGAAGCUCACCCAGAAGCUCCAAAACCCACCAACACCUCCAACACCCAAGCGCCUGCAUCUCCCACCCCAGCUACAUCAUCAUCCCACCAGCCUGCAUCCAGCAGCAUGGAGGGCUCCCCUGUCUCCGAUGCCCCGGUUCCCGGCUUUGCCACCCUGGGUAGGAGGUUGAUGUUGAGUGGGUCUGACCCCCAACAUCCAAACCACACUCAGCAGCACAGUCCCCCACAUCACCACUACCCAGCCAUGGAACACAGUGCUCCUCUAGACACUAACAAGAGGCACUGCUACUCCCCUCACACUCCGCACCUUCAUCAGUCCUCCUACUCCAACUACUCCACCAUCUCCAUCCCCCUUCCUCACCCCCAGCCGCCUUUGCCAGAGAAGCGCCACCCUCCUGCCCAGUCAGGUUCACCCAGCGAUGGGGUGGGGACUCUGAGGCCGGCCGUGGGCCAUGUGCCUCCCUCCACUGCCAGCACCACCCAGCAUCAGCACCAUGUCACAUUCUCUCCCACUGUGGGGGAAAUUGCACCCCCUGCAGGCCAGAAUGAUGGAGUGGCCCCUGUGGAGCCUGAGAUCGCAAACCGGGUCAGUGUGAAGUUUGUCCAGGAUAGUUCAAGGUUCUGGUACAAGCCUGGCAUCUCCAGAGAGCAAGCAAUCACAGCUCUGAAGGAGAGAGAGCCAGGAACCUUCCUGAUCAGGGACAGCAACUCUUUCCAGGGGGCCUAUGGCUUGGCCCUAAAGGUGGCUACGCCUCCUCCCAAUGUCAACAACCACAGCAGCAAGGCGAGUGACCCUCUGGAGCAGCUGGUCAGACACUUCCUAAUAGAAACAGGCCCUCGAGGAGUCAAGAUUAAAGGGUGUCAGAAUGAGCCCUACUUUGGGAGUCUGUCAGCACUGGUCUACCAACACUCCAUCACACCCAUUUCUUUGCCUUGCGCUCUGAAGAUCCUAGAAAAAGAUCUGAUAGGAGAGGUGCAGGAGGCUCAACCAGUGAGUAACAUCAGCACGGCUGCUGACCUGCUGAAACAAGGAGCAGCCUGUAACGUCCUCUACCUGAAUUCCGUGGAAACAGAGUCUCUGACCGGCCCGCAGGCCAUCGCCAAGGCAACAGAUGCGACCUUGGGUCGUAACCCGCGACCUGCAGCCACUGUCGUGCAGUUCAAGGUGACUUCGCAGGGCAUCACACUCACCGACAGCCAGCGCAGGGUUUUCUUCAGGAGGCAUUACCCGGUGAACAGCGUGACCUUCAGCAGCAUCGACCCUAAAGACAGGAGGUGGACUAACUCAGACAGCACCCCUGUUAAGGUGUUUGGUUUCGUAGCCAAGAAGCCCGGCAGCGUGGCAGAGAACGUUUGCCACAUGUUCGCCGAGUUGGACCCCGAACAGCCUGCCUCGGCCAUCGUCAACUUUAUCAACAAGGUCAUGCUGUCGCAGCGCCGAUAGACAAAGAGAGGAAAUGGAACUCGGAGCAUACAAGCAGUGGCAUGCAGCAUAUAGUAUUGACGCGGCAUUUACUGCACAGUAAUGGCCGAGUGCCAGUGCUUGUGUUCUCUAAGUUUGGGCGAUGACACCGAUCUUUGUCCAUCAGUCGAUGAUGUGACAAAGACUUUCUUAUUGUCAGGUGUAAAUACAUUCAGAAAGCAGUUGAAAAAUCUUAGUCCAGGAUCCCUACCGAAGGUUUUUCACUUGUUAAUUUGCCACUCUGUCUGCUCCUAAACAGCCUCCCCCUUUUCCAAAAGGCCUGAUUGGAAAAUAUACUGCAAAACAUUUCAGUUUUCUAAUAUAGUCACGUAUUGUUGGAUGAAAAAAACAUCAUAAAACAGAGUGAUCAAACAAGCCAUAAUGUAUAGCCUUACAACUCCUCCAAGUAUGAGGAGGCUGCAGAGGAAACCUCAACAAUCCGCAAUGGCUUUCCUGGUAAAAGAAGACAUCCUCUACAUCUGACAGGGACCUGUGUCAUGAAGUGGGUUAGCCAGCUAUCUUUGGGCACAACUCAGGUUUUUUUUCUGGAAUCAUGAAGCUGGCUCACUUUUAACAGGAGUAUAUUGGCAAUGACGCACGGAUCUGUGCUCCCGCUUCCUUCCUCCGUGUCCAUAUGUCGGCUCUGAAACCCUAACUCACUCCAGAACCUUAGCACUGAUGAUGUUGCGAGCAAUUGGCUGAGACUGAGAACUUUGACCCUUUCAAAUUAACAUGCUCAUAGCUGAAUAGGUAAACUGACAGUUAACCGAGCCAGUUGGUAACCAGCUGCAUGAUGUCCGUGCAGUCCUCACCGAAGGUAAAGCUCUUAAGAGAGCCAGACGUGAGUUGAGAGUUGAACUUGCUUCGUGAUACAGGCCCCCGGUAGAUGAUGGUUAAAUACCAUAAAUACUUUUAUCAUCUAGGUCCGGCUGGUGUCCAGUCGAACAAUGAUAGAAGUCCUUAAAGCAGCUUUAAGGACACAGAGCAACAAAGCGCUGUACGGUUCAACAUUCAGACUCCAUAACUGCCUUUAAAAACAGCAGGUGUUUAUAUUUUGUAUCGUUACAAAAUCCCUUGUUUAAAAAAGUGACCAAAGCCCUGAUGAUGUAAUUUAGUUUCUAUAUCUAGAGAUGUUCAGGUAUUCAGAUGUAUGUACAGCAUAUCUACAGCCACUCUUGCCUUCAACCCCACGACACCUUUAGCAGCGUAACACGUUUCAUCAUAAUCGACAAUCAUAAUUUUUUUUUUUUUUUCCCCACUCAUGUACACAUAAUAAUCGGAGCGAGUGAGAGACAUAACUCUCUAAUGAAAGUAAACAUGAACGUGAGGUUUUUAACUUUUUAACGAGUGUGUGCGAGGGAGUGGCGUGUGUGCGUGCGUGCGUGCGUGUGUUUGUUGAGGGCAUUGAGGUAAAUAUGUUGGGUAUAGUUACGUCCACUGUUAAAGAAAUGCAUGUGAAAUUGGGAAAAAGCUAGAUGGGGAAGGACGUAGAGUGUUAAACCACACCACUGCUGUGAAAUGUUUGGUGUUCAUUCACUGAUUCACAUCUUGUGACAAAAUCCAGUAUAAGACUUAUUCACACGUUAUCCAAGAGAAGAGAGGUAAACACACAUAAGGAAGGCAGUGGCCUCAAGACAGAUGUACUUAACCAAAGACCCAGCACUCUUGUAUUAAUAAGCUUUUUACCUAGCUAUAUUUUUUUACUUAUUGCUUCUUGUAUUUUUACUAUGCAUUUAUUUAGUGUGUUGCCUUGUUUGGUAAAAACCUAGAAAAACACUACUUGUAUUACAGCGAUAAUAUAUUGUGGUCUGUUUUCUUGUUGAUCUCUAUAUUAUGUAGUAAUAUAUUUUCACAUGCAGCUAUAGGACAGUGUAUGAGACAUAAAAAAGGAAACAUUUGGUUUUUUGAAAAGAAUAAUAUGCUAUUUUGUAUGCAAAAAAUGAAAACUAGAAUUAAACUGAAAUGAUGU
Molecule: messenger RNA, 7433 nt
Organism: Xiphias gladius (swordfish)
Lineage: Eukaryota; Metazoa; Chordata; Actinopteri; Istiophoriformes; Xiphiidae
Gene: tns2a
Product: tensin 2a
Exons: 28
Coding region: 230-5446 (1738 amino acids)
Biological process (GO): peptidyl-tyrosine dephosphorylation
Molecular function (GO): protein tyrosine phosphatase activity; protein binding
Source: RefSeq, a predicted model, not a curated record